Vicia villosa (hairy vetch) is the source of this 1547-nucleotide messenger RNA. RefSeq lists its product as uncharacterized. Bases 33 to 821 code for a protein of 262 amino acids. The record is from RefSeq and is a predicted model, not a curated record. NCBI's taxonomy places the organism in Eukaryota, Viridiplantae, Streptophyta, Magnoliopsida, Fabales, Fabaceae. Gene Ontology annotation, cellular component: chloroplast. The transcript has 2 exons.
AACAUAAGACCCAUAUUUCUCUCCACAAGAAGAUGAUUGCUCUCAAAACCAUAUUUCUCCCUUCUUUCUAUCUUUCUACCAACACCUCCACUUUUACUACUCUGCACCACCCUCACAGCACAGCAAGAAGAAGUUCUGUGUUUCUGUGUCUCUGCAGCCCCACCAACAACUCCAAUGAUGAAUCUGAUAGUAAUUCAAAGCCUGAAGGUGAUGUUCAAAGCCAAGAGUUAUUGGCUCAAAUUGCAAUGAUUCAGACACAAAAAGUUCGUCUUACGGAUUUUUUGGAUGAGAGAUCUGAAUAUUUGACACAGUUUGGUGAAGAAGCUAAGGCUGAGAUUGAUAAGAUUGGUGAAGAUGCUCUUCAAGGAUUGGAUGAAGCUAGUGAUAGAAUAACGGCAAACAUAGAAAGUCAGAUGCUAGCAUUUGAGGAAUUUAAUGAACUAAACAAACAAGAGAUUGAGGAGAGUGAAAGCAAAGUAAUGGAAAUCGAAGGUCAAAUGGAAGUUGACAGAAAUGAAGGAAUGUUCUUCAAGAGCUUAGGACAGAAAGGGUCUAAUGUUGAUAAAGCAAAAGCUAAACAAGAAGUGGAAAAAAUGAAAGAUGAAACAAAAGAGAAAAAUGGAAGAAAAACAAUGAAAAAUGUUUCCUUAUUCUUCAUUGGACUUUUGACUUAUGGAAUAGUUGGUUCUAUUAAUUUCUCAUCUUUAAGUAGUACUGAUUGGAAAAGAGUUGUAGUUCUUGGUGCUAUUCUUGUGGCUUUGUUUUCUCAGUUCAUUUAUGAACAAAAUAAAGAUAACAAUCAGAAAGAUGAUGAACAAUGAAGAGGAAGAAAAGAAAGAACUCAAGCAUGUCUUCUAUUUUUUGUAUCAGAUUAGAAGUUUUAGUUUCUGAGGAAAAUUAUUUGUAAAUGUUUAAUCUUAUAAAUAUCACAGACACUUCUCGACUUUGAUACAAUACCAACCGAUAUGGUUAGUAAUCAGUGUCGAAAUACAUUCAUGAAAUUUCCGGCAAUAAUUAUAGCGAAUACUUAAACAAAUAGCAAAGUAAAUGACAUAUGAGUUUUCUUGAUGAUUAAGGAAUAAUAUGCAUUUUCUUGAAGGUAAAUUGUAUGCAAGAAGGAAAGAUAUGAGCUUCUCAUACCAUUUUCUGUUGGCUUGCUUGAGGUCAUAUAAUGAUUUUAUGAGUUUCCAGACUUGGUUAGGUUUGGAAAGGGUGGUGUCAGGCGGAGUGGCUAUAUAUACAUCUUCUUGAGUGAAUGGUGGAGUGAUAUUCGGUUCAACUUUGAUGGAGGAAUUGAGAAAUUCAGGGUUCUAUGCAAGAAGAAUUUGUGUGGCUUUAGUUGGAUAGAUUUUCCAAUUAUUGGUGGGGGAGGUAUGGUUUGUGUAAAAAGGGAUUAAAUGUUCAUAUAAUGAGAUAUCUUUUGACAUAUCAUACAAUGUAUUAUAUGAAUAGAAAGGUGUCCUAGCAUCAAAUUCCAAAUAGAUGUUUGAGGGAUAUGAUGGUUUUGAAGAGCAGUCUUUGUGGUAUUGGCAAGUUUGAGGCCAUGU